Phaedon cochleariae (mustard beetle) is the source of this 864-nucleotide messenger RNA. The record is from the annotation of a GenBank genome assembly. NCBI's taxonomy places the organism in Eukaryota, Metazoa, Arthropoda, Insecta, Coleoptera, Chrysomelidae.
GCGGAAAUACUGAACCACAACAUGUCAGGAAGAAUUAUCCACAGUAAUCAGAGUUUGGUGCUUCAGAAAGUGACAAGGCAGAGUGCUGGUCGAUACAGAUGUUCAGUGGUUAAUUCUGAGGGUGAAACUGUCAGCGAUGAGCUCGACUUCAGAGUACAAUACGCUCCCAUCUGCAAGAGCGACAAGAUCAUCGUGGUGGGCGCUUCCAGGAGUGAGAGUGUUGACAUAGCGUGCGUAAUCGAGUCUGACCCGCCCGCCAAGUCUUACCGCUGGAAGUUCAACAACUCGGGCGAGACCAUCGACGUAGCGGCAGAACGCUUCGCCAAAACGAGCAACGGCAGCACUAGCGUGCUGCGCUACACGCCGGUCUCCGAGCUGGACUAUGGCUCGCUGUCGUGCUGGGCGAGCAACGAGGUGGGGCACCAGGUGGAUCCGUGCGUGUUUCAGUUGGUGGCUGCAGCAGAUCUCUUGCAUGAGAGGUGCCGAAUUUAUUGGAACUUCUCAUUCCCCACCCUCAGGCAAAUACAAGCUAACAAGCCUGAUAUAGUCCUCCUCGACCAUCACUCCAAAGCGAUGUUUGUGAUAGAGUUUUCGGCGCCAGCCGAACCGAACAUCGUUUUGAAGGAGGGGGAGAAACGGACUAAAUAUCGAGAUCUUCUCUUCGAACUCCGCAGGCUCUAUCCAGACCAUUCUGUGGAAUUGGUCAUCCUGAUAAUCGGCUCCCUAGGAAGCACACGACACACGCUGCUCUCGGAAAUCCAGAAAACCCCAGCGUGCCGUGAUAAGGCACACAUCCUGACUGGUGGAAUGCAGAAGGCCGUCAUACUUGGAUCAUUGCGUUCACUCAGGGCACACGGUUCUUGA